Magallana angulata is the source of this 5062-nucleotide messenger RNA. Its product is annotated as IQ domain-containing protein H-like. Gene Ontology annotation, molecular function: protein binding. NCBI's taxonomy places the organism in Eukaryota, Metazoa, Mollusca, Bivalvia, Ostreida, Ostreidae. The record is from RefSeq and is a predicted model, not a curated record. The transcript is spliced from 21 exons. Bases 376 to 3798 code for a protein of 1140 amino acids.
AUUGCGUACCUGUGUGCAUCACCAAGUUUCAUAUCACAAAAAUCAAUUUGUGACUUCGUGAAAUUUUUUAAUUUCCAAGGAAGACGACUUAAAAGUCAAUCAAACUUCGCUCACCAGUGACUGUGUGUAUAAAUUUGAACCUCUUGGAUUAAUGUGUAUUUUUGGCUUUAGAAACCAAAGAAAUUCAGUGUUUGAGGCUUCUAAAAGGGAUUUCUUUAAACUUUAUACAUAUAUUUACCAUUCAUAAAUGAAUUGUAUGCUGAAUGCACUUUUAAAGUGCUUCAAAUAUUUACACUGUGUAUUAAUCUAAAAAUGAGCUGAGAAAAAAAUAAUUCAAGAGUGCGUUCAUUUCGCUGGGGAAGGCCUUUUGGAGAGAUGGGUGACCUCUGGGGUAACUCCGAGAGACCUACGCUAUUGCCGAAGCUAACUGAUACUUACCAAGACUUUUCUCAGAGGGAAAUAAAAGUGUUCACACAGGAUUAUGAUAAUAAUAGUGAUAGAAAUGGACAUGUUAAAAUGCCUGUAUUGUUGCAAGGGGUCCAAGAUGACAUUCGGGUUUUAAGGGAACAAAUUGCCAACAACAAAGGGGGAACAAUCAGUAUUCAGGACCUCGAGUCGGCUCUGGUCAAAACAGAGGAGGGACUACAGGCCAAAACAGAACAGGUGAUAAAUCAGUACAAUAACCAGGUGAGAACUCUACCGAACCAGGAGGCCAGCAGAUUUGACAACAAUGUGGUUGCCAUCGAGACAACAUGGGAUAUGCGGAAUCAAAAGAGUGCUGACCCCCGCAAGAUAUCAGCCCAUUUCUUGGGAAGAGAGAGGAUGCGACAGCCCCAAGCUUCUCGCAACAAUGCUCUGCUCCCCAAACGACAGAGUGUUCAAAUGCCAGGGCCUACCCCUGGCCAGCAAACCAAGCACAUGCUGACCUUGAGAGCUGUCCUUGACCCCCAAAGUAACAUGAACCGGCAAACUCUGAAUGAAAACUUUGGAAUCCAGCUUCCUUUGAUUAACUCUAAGCAGACUUCCAAGCCCGCCUACAGCAAACCCAUCAUAGGCAGUACUAUAGAACCUCUCGCUGUUCUACCAAAAGCCAAUAGAGUGGAUGCUCAGCUGGCUCCACCCCCAAUCACAGAGGAGGAUGCCAGGAAGGGGAUAAUGAGUUUGAUAGAGAGGGGGCUGAUCCCCCCAGCUGCUCAGCUGACCCUGGAUCCCUCCCCGGUCAGGAACAGGAUCGCCCCCCUACACGAACCUCAAGUCAGACACAGACCCCCACAAACAGAGGCAGUUUCCCUGCUCUCUGGAGUCAAGCUUGACCCAGCCACCAUGAAGCAUGAUGCCUCCAAGAUGCCUGCUGUACCCCCUCACCCCAAAUCUGCCUCCAGCAGUAUCACCGAGACCAGGACACCCUCCGCAAAGACACGGGUCACCUCGUCGUCCUUGCGCCAAGUCAAAACCCCAGCCACGCUAAAAACCUACGAAAUGCCAAUACAGCCACUGCCUAAAAAUCGUGAGCCACCACCCACCACUCCUGCCAGCGGAGACUUUAAGCAGCUGUCCCACCGCUUUGCCAUUCAGAAUGGUCGUACCAGGGACAGCUCCUCCGAGUUCAUUGCGUUCAAGCAGCACUACUGUCUCACCUGGGGAAGCAUAGUUACUAUGAUCAAACACAUAGAGAAGAUGCUGACCAGCUAUGCUGUUCCCGUCGCCUUUGUCAAUGGAGACAGAUUAGCAGACCUGGCCAUGGAGUUUGAGUUGGAGAGGCCCCCUACAGUAGAUGACCUAUUGACCGUUAUCAUCAACAGGGAGGACGUAGAGGCCCUGAUAGGCAGACCAGGCCGCAGAUUUAAAGGUCCACGUGGAAAGGACUUAGCUGCCACAAGAAUCCAGUCCUCCUGGAGAAUGUUCAAGGAUCGGUCGGAGUAUCUGGAGUAUAGGAGAAGGAAGUGGGCCUCUGGUGUCAUAGCAAUAUCCUGGAUUAUGCAUGUCAAGAUGUCAAAGGUCAAAGUCAAACUAAAAGUGUCAAGAGAGGAGCAUCUAGAAAACUUUAGAAGAAGAGCACGAAAACUUGCCAUGUCUUGGGACCGAAUCAAACAGCAUCGUAGAACAGUUAUACACAUUCCAUCAUUAGGCCUGUCACAAGACAUCAGGGAUAGUAUCAACGAGUUUGGAAUCAGACAGAACACCCAGAUGGCUCGCCUCUGUGACAUAAGAGAUCCCAAUGUGGACGUGAUCUUUGUGUCACCGGUCCCCCUGAGUGAGGAGACCCUGCAGUAUUAUUCCAAACUUCUAGGUCUGAAGUCUGCUGUGGAGUCAGGGGUGGUAGAGGACCAGUGUGACAUGGGGGAGAAAUACAAGAUCAUUGUCCCUGAGGCCAUCAAGAGCUUCCCGGCCCACAGAAUGUGUCUGUCUACUCUCCUGAAGUACAGCCCCCGGACUUUGAAGCGUAUCAAGCACCUGAUCAAGGGCUGUGAUGCUUACAUAGUGACGGGGGUCCCCCACAAGGAUGAUCUGUCCGUGGCGGAUUACCUGGACGUCCCCAUCCUGUCCCCAGAGCCUGAGGUAGCUCACCUUUACUCCACCAAGUCUGGCUGUAAGAGGGUGUUUGCCAGUGCUGGAGUGGAGGUUCCACCGAGUGAGUUUGAUGUUUACAGUAUUGGACAGCUCCAUGAGUGUCUGGCUCAGCUGGUAACAGAGAACUUGACUGUGAAGCGGUGGCUGUUCAAACUGGACGAUUGUUACGACGGAAGAGGAAUAGGAUACUGUGACAUUGCGGAGCACCUGGAGUGUUACCAGUGGGCACUGAAGGAAUCCAGGAGAUACGGAGAGAAAUGGAACAAAAAGUGGGCUCAGGAAGCAGCCUACAUCAAGAUCCAUGCAGAAAUUGCUGAUGUCCUGGCAAAAUAUGCAAGACCAGUACAUGAAGAGCUGUAUGAAGACUGGUCCAAGUUCUUGGAUGCAUUUUUAAGUCAAGGCGGUGUCAUUGAAGCCACACCUCCUUCAGACAGUAUCACCUCACUGACGGUAGACAUGCUGAUAGAACCUACAGGUCGGGCCAAUGUCCUAUGUAUGGGUGACCAGAUUCACGCGGAGACCCCCUUCUCCUGCUGGGGGGUGUCCAUGCCUCAGUCCUCAGUGGAACCUGACGUCCUCAAUGCAGCCUGCAAAAAAGUGGCAGAAGCUUGCAAGUCCAGGGGCAUUAUUGGAUAUCUGUCCGUGGACUUUGUCACUUUUAUUGAUUCUAAGACAAAUGAUCAAAAGUUGUGGGCCUUGGAUCUGAGUCUCCAUUACAGUGACAGUUUAGCCAUGUUCCAGCUGAUGUCCUACGUCAGUAAUGGCAAGCUGGACCUGAGCACCCACACCUUCAAUGUUCCGCCACCACCACAAGUGCAGAAGAAGCGACGACGUAGGUUAGCUGGUCAGGACGAUGAACCACCACCUAACACGAGUCGUUACGCAGUGAUGAGCACACGGCUACUUCACACCAAUCUGGCAGUAGUACACUACAGCGUCUUCUUCCAGAUGUGUAGAGCCCAUGGUAUUGGUUAUGAUAUCAAGGAAAAACAAGGAACAGUAUUUACCCUCCUAGAUAGUUUCAACAGAGAGCAUUUGGGCAUGCUAACAAUUGGGGACAAUCUGCAAGGAGCCCUAGCAACAUUUGCCAGAAACAUGUCAGUUAUACACCAAGAAAUAUCAGCACCAAACAUGCAGGGAGAAACCAACUUCAAGCUUGCAAUAACGGACAUUGAGAGCAUUCUGGGAACAACUGUAGAAAAUGCUGAGGACACUGAGGCAGAGUAAGGGGAUGAUGGCCAAAGAGUAAAGGAAGACACAAAUCUAAGUCAGGAUUAUUCCAACCAAUUGAAAUAACAGGCAAUGUGAUUUGCAUAAUUGCAUUUUCAGUGAGCAUUUAUAUAUUUGCUAACAGACUAAAUGAUGCUAUGAAUGCAGAUGUUUAUCAUCUUCUUUGUAAAUGAAAUAUGCAUGUGACAACACUAAGUAUUUGUAUGUAAAUUAUCAUGUUAUUAUGCAUGUACCUAUAGUAUUGGGCACAUGCAGAGCUUAUAUGAAUAAUUCUAUGAAUUGAAUAUAUGUAUCACUAUAAUGUAUGUGAUGCUGCAUACUGCAUUAACUUAUAGAAUAAGCAAAGGGAAAGAACUAGAACAGUGGGCAUCAGUUAUCUAAAUGAAUUCAAUGUCAUUCAAAUAAUCUUAAAAUUAAGUGCAUUUAAAUAUACUUUUUUAUUCUGACAUUUUGUAUCAAUUUUGAGACAUUUCUCAAAUUUAAGUUUGUAAAAUAUUGCAUAUUAGAUAUAUUAAAUUACACCUGAUUGUUUAAAUGCUUUAAUUCCUUGGCCUGUUGUCGGCCUGGUAUACUGCUCAUAGAGUGAAAUUCACAUCCGUCCAUCAUCUGGUGCUGUCCACACUGACUGGAUUUACAAGUCAAUUCAUCGUCCUUGAUUUUUUUUAUUUGUAUUUUUAUGUUGAUUAUUGGGGAACAUCCUUGGCCAUUUGUGCCACUCCAUGUUUUUUGUUACCUGUAGUUGUAAAUGUUGCAAUAACUUUACAGACUGUGAUAUUUUUAAAUUUUUGUUUAUAUGUCUAAUUAUGUUUUGUGUACUAUAGUUAUCAUAUUUUAUGUCAAAGUACAGGGUCUGAAAAAAAAACUUAGAUAGGUAGUAACAAAUAUUCAAUGACAUGUUCAUUAUUUGAUUCUUUAAGAAACCUCAAAAAUCUAAUCUUUAAAAUCCUGAUGCACUUACAUUAAGAUACCAAAUAUGCACUUAACAUGAUAAUUGCAUAAUGUAUUCAUCUUAUGCUUAACAAUGAAUGAAAUAACUGUGUGGCCUUAAAGUAUAUAUAUUUAUCUAAUGCAAUCGCAUGUAUUUACUCUGUUUUAAGACACAAACAAUAAUGUUAUAAUUUUGCACUGCUUUGACAGUACCAGCAUUUAUGCUGUAUUUUAUUGAAGAUGAACAUGUAUAUCGAUACAUGGAGAUUGUUAUGUAUAUUGUCUUGGUUGUACUGUUGAAGUUAUUUGUAUUCAUAAUAAACUAAGAAACACA